AUGAAAGGCAAAGGUAAAACAGAACUUGCGAAAAGAAACAAUUAUGGAAUGGAUUACAUGACUGGAGCAAUUGAAUUAUACGAUUCAAUUUUAUUAAUUCAUAAACCCCAUCAAAUUACAGGCGGAGUCGCGGGAGAAAGAUACCCUUUAAAUUUUCUAGCAGCUGUUAAAAAUUCAUUGGGAUCACGAUCUCUAUUCAAAUACAAAACAUUUGGACAAACAUACAAGGAUGCAGCUGAAGAACUUAAAUAUUCCGGCCCCCUAGAAUACGACCCAAAGUGUGAAGAAUUACAGCAUGAAAUAUCAUCAGAGAUGGUUCGAGGAGUGCCCACUAAGUUACCACCAAGCAUUUCAGACGGAUUAAGACGUGAAGCCCUAGAUUAUGUUGUAAAGCUUAUGAAAGAAGAGGGAGAAACACCGCUCGGUCAACUACAAGGAUAUAUGCAGAGUUAUAACGACGGAGCUCGAAGGAUAGAAAAUGCACCGAGUCUUGCCAGCGAGAAAGUUGAUAAAGGAGCUUACGAGUCAGUAAGAGGAAAACUGACGAGUUUAACCGAGAAAAAGCCUGCACCAGAACAUGCGAAGUAUUUACCAGGAAUACUGGACGACUCUUCAAAGUUUUUGGCAGCUCCGUUCCCAGAAAGUGAAUCUGAGAAACGUCGAGUCUUGGCCGAUUUGAUGGCGCGCAAGGAAGACAAUAUUGUUGGCCAAGAUGGUCUGUACAAGCUCACAUUCAAGGAGGGUGGUGAAGAAAUAAUGAAUGCUCCAGUGGGGAUUACGUCUGCUUACGAUGAGUCUAAAAAGACCGAAAUGCUUGGUAAAAUCAACACGGUUAUACCAGAUAAGAAAUUGGCAGAUGCAUUAAAAGAUCCAUCUCGUGAAGGAGCUGCUUAUUUGACAGACAUAAUCAAAGGAAGAGGUGAAGCAAUGCAAGUCAUUCACGACAGUAUGCAAAAAGAAAAAUCAAAGGACUUCCUAUCACUUGGCAAGUUUCAGAAAAAUCAUGAGCAAGCAGCGCAAAUGUUGGAAACAGCAGAUCACUUCGGUGGCCAACAUCCUAAUCCUGUGAUCUUAGAUAGAGUAAACCAGCGCAUUAAUUCUCUACCAACAGUCGUUUCGGCAGACAUGACUAAAGGACACAUGCAUGAUACCACUGAUAUCACGGCUGCGUAUAUUGCUGGUGUGGCCACGAAAGAAUGUGGCUUGAGUGCAAAGGAACUUGCAGCGUUAGAUGAGUCAGGGCAACAAAAAGUGCCGUCUCCAAAAGCGGCAUCCCCACAAGCAGCGGUAUCCCCGCAAGCAGCACCGUCACCGCCCCCGGCGAGCCAGGCUGGGGACAACGCGGACGACGAGGCGCGCAGGAGGGCCGAGGAGGAGGAGGCCGAGCGCAGGCGCCGCGAAGCCGAGGAGAGACGCAAGAGGGAGUUAGAGGAAGAAGAGAGGAGAAGGAAAGCUGCUGAAUUGCGUGCAUCAGCGCGAGCAAGAGGUGCUGAUGAAGUGGAUCCAGACCGUGAAGCAGCAAUGGGAAUUUUGCAUAGUCAGCUCAAAGCGAAAGGUGGCGAAACCUUCUACAAGCAACCCCACACGGAACUUUCCCAUGCACAGGCAUCAGAGUGGCUGACGCAGCCGCCGAUGAAAGUUGAUAAGACGGUGAAGGAGUCUGCGGACACCGGCCGCCUCCACAAGAAGUUCGAGAGGAAACUCAGCACGCUGGUCAACAAAAGCACUCCACCCACAAUGGUCGAUUCAAUGCAAGAUGUCGUCAUUGAGUCUUCUCGUGUGCUAUCGGAAUUAUUCGUCGCGAGCAAUUACAAGGCUUUAGUGCGUGAGGCCCUAAUAUCUGAAAUGCAGAAGCGAGGAAAUGAAAUACUAAUCGAAUUGGACGGAGCUGCUGAAACAUUCUUCUUUGCGGCACAAAGAUUGAAGAAAGCCAAGUCCCUCGAAGUAAAAGAACCGUGCACUAAUGUCGCCUACUAUCUGACAAAGAAACUGGACGAUAUGAUACGAUGUCGAUCCAUGGCCCGUAAAUUAACAUCCACAAUGAAAGAGCACAUCAAAGUUGCUGCUGACUACUUAUCGGAAUUAGUGACUAAACCAGAUGAACAAAUUGAAGCUUAUGUAGCAUUAUUGGGAGAAAUGGAAGCAGCUGGCGACUCCCUUUUAAUUGAGGGAGACAUUCCAAAGUCCUACAAAGAUGCAGCAGCUUACCUACGUCAGCUCACGUCAGCUACAGAUCAAAUAAAUCGCCCGAAUAGCUCUCUACAAUCCCAGGCUGAGAGCAAGUUGAAAGGGAUUAUGGCCAAUGUGACGGCUACUGGCUACACUCAAACUGUGAUGAGCGGAGUCAUAACGGAUUCUACGAGAUUGCUGGUAUCAUACAUCAUGUUGCAAGGUGAAAAGACCGAAGCCUUGAAGAUUAUGAUUGAGCAAAUGGAUCAAGCCGCAGAUAAUGUACUGCUGCGACAUGGUACUAUUCGCAAAACGUACACCGACGGAGCUGACAUGUUACGUGGCAAGAACACCGACCAACUUCGAGUGUCGAACGUCGAUCCCGUCGUGACCCGAAAAAUACAAAUCAAACUUCAUAACUUGAUGAACGGAUGCACACCAGACAAGUACAAAGCAUUAAUUGAUGAUGUCAUCGAAGAUACUACCAUGUAUCUAGCUGUUCACUUCUUGCGACCACAAAUCAUCCAAGUAUGCAAGUGCAUGAAGAAUGUAUUUGUACAAUGCGAACUCUGGUGCGACGAGAUACUGCGGCGGGUCGCGAAGCCCUGCUGUACGUGCUCUCGCCACGUGUCGGCACAGGCGCUGCAGGACCUAGCUCCGGCCCAGCGUCUGCAGAUCAGCCCUGGGUCCUCAAAAGCGUUCGCGCCGGGCAUCGAGAUAUCACUAUCGACUUGCCCUUCAAAAAUGAGCAGAACUUAUAGACGAGGCGAAAAGCCUCCACCUUGUCCUGCCCAAAAACCCACACCUGGCUGUGAAAACGCUACCACAACAUCCUACCUUCUCUACUCAACUGUGUACAAUCAGCGGCCGUACGAUGACAUAUCCUCAAAAUAUUCUCCUGAAGCUGAAUCGCUCCGCGUGGAAACUCCUACUCCGCCACCUGCUGGAGCCGAAAAGUAUUCACCGUUGCAUUCUAUGUUCUUUAAAACGGACCCUUUAGACAUGCCAUCAUCUUCACGUCAAAUGGACAUGAAUCAGCAACCGGAACAUGAGAAACAAGAAUCGGAGGAAUCGUCACCUGAGACUUACUAUACUCCGCCUACGACUGACUCUCAUCCUUCUCGUGAUUCGAGGAGAGACAGCUCAAGUCCUUUCUGGCAGUCGCCGACGACUAUGUAUGCAAGAAUUCAUACACACGAACACCCGUCCUUGCAGAAAGCGGCACCUUUUGAAUUUUCUAGAAGAUCAACAACGAGAGCUAAAACUGGAUUCAAUUCACGUACACCAAUUGUAUCAACUGAUCAAAUGGCUGACUGGCAUGCGAUGAUGGUGAGCCUGAUGUGGAACGUGCAAGCCUGGCGAGACUGGAUACAGGACUACAUCAAUCGUGCCCUUACAUACAAAUAUGAACCUAGAGUUUCUCCGUCUGAAGCUGAAGAAAAAUGGACGGUAUUGCAAAGAAGAAUAGCUACAGAGGCUUUACAGUGGCGCCAGUAUAAUAAUUUCAGCCGUCAGCUCACUCUACGCCUGGCUCUACGAUAUAGAGAUAAACAAAUUGUGUCACCAACACGCGCUACUGUAAAGACUGAAAUGUACAUGGACUGUCAGAGAGAGAUGCUAGACAUCAUCGACAUGUUUUACAGGUGGACGCACUGGCUGAGCGCAGUUGUGAAAGAGACGGACUCAUUAAAACAAGUGCCUGAAUCUGACGUACCUUUACAUGAAUUGCGUUGGAGUCAUUUUAGGAAGAAAAUUGAAGAAUAUUCCGAUGAUUGGAUCAAAUAUAAUGUCCACUUGAAAAUUUGCUGGGAGCACAAAUAUAAAAGCCUUAUUAAUGAAUGGCUGCCAUCGUGGGAGCAGCCGGGACCGGUUUGGGUCGUGAGCGCGUGCGGGGCCGUGCCCAGUGGGGCGGUGGCGGCUGGCGUUUUCGACGGGGAGGUCACGUGGGUCGCGAGGACUACGCACAAAUGCAAUGUGCUACCUGCCGCUCUGCACCCAUCUAAGCACUGCUGUCUUGUCUACGCCGACGGAGCCGUCCAUCACUACACCAAGUAUCAAGUGAUGUGCAACGCUGAAGUAUCGUGGGUAGCGUGGCGCGCGGGCGCAGUGGGCGCGCGUGCAGUGCGCGUGGCGAGCGGCGUGCACGUGGGCCGCGUGCACUACCGCGGCUCGCACCUGCUCGGCGCCGUGCACGCGCCGUCCUUCCGCUGCCACGUCGUCAUCUUCGGAAGACCCUUCGCCUUCAACUGCUACGAACUCCUGGUCUUGACUGGGGGGAAUGGUGAAAAAUAGUGAUCUGAAUUCGCGGACGCGUUUGAAAUUCGUUGUUGAGAUUUUGAGGUCACACCCUCAAAGGGGACGUAAAUUUUAACUGAUUUAUAACAAAGCACAUACGGUGUGAACGCAGCGCUGCGCCUACGCAGUAUGAAAGUUACGGUUUGGAAAUUCGCUGAGUGACGCGACGUGUGUUCUCAAAUCCAUGUCGCGCCGUGCCGUGGCCGCUGCGUUGUACCUAGUCUUUAUGAUUAUUCCAUCUGAAUAUCAUAGUCGCGAAAUAAAUGAAAACACUUGAACAAAUAUUCGAGCGGUUAUAAAAAAGUGGACCGCUCUUUUGGGAAUGACUGACAAGUUUACAAAACAUUGCAGCUACUAUCGUAUAAUUAUGUCCAUUAUAUCCAGAUCGGUGAAAACGUUGGUUUGUAAAUGACGUAAUUUUGUUGUGUUUUGUACUUUGUGAUUUUUGAUCGUUUUGUUUUACACUAAUACACGUUUAUUAGGAA
Molecule: messenger RNA, 4949 nt
Organism: Ostrinia furnacalis (Asian corn borer)
Lineage: Eukaryota; Metazoa; Arthropoda; Insecta; Lepidoptera; Crambidae
Exons: 36
Coding region: 1-4461 (1486 amino acids)
Source: RefSeq, a predicted model, not a curated record